Messenger RNA from Zonotrichia albicollis (white-throated sparrow), 780 nucleotides. NCBI's taxonomy places the organism in Eukaryota, Metazoa, Chordata, Aves, Passeriformes, Passerellidae. The record is from RefSeq and is a predicted model, not a curated record.
GCCUGAAAUGCACACUCUCCAUUUUCCUUUGCUGCUGGGCAGGUGGUUUUUGCUCUGGGAGCCCUGUUCAACACCUUCUGGCUGAUGGAAGUGGGCAGGUUCAUUUUUGGGAUUGGGGGCGAGUCCCUGGCCGUGGCCCAGAACACCUAUGCUGUCAGCUGGUUCAAGGGCAAGGAGCUCAACCUGGUGUUUGGAUUGCAGCUCAGCAUGGCCAGGAUUGGGAGCACGGUGAACAUGAACAUUAUGGGAUGGAUCUACUCCAGAGUGCAGGAUCUGCUGGGCCACGCUGGUCCCAGCACCCUCGGCCUGGCUCUGCUCAUAGGUGGGGUCACCUGUGUGUUCUCACUGAGCUGUGCUCUGGUCCUGGCUUACCUGGACAGGAGGGCAGAGAGGCUGCUCUGUAAGGAGCAGGGCAAAACAGGAGAGGUGAUCAAGCUGACAGAUGUGAAGGAUUUCUCCCUGUCCUUGUGGCUCAUCUUUGUCAUCUGUGUCUGUUACUACGCUGCAGUUUUCCCUUUCAUUGGCCUGGGCAAGGUUUUCUUUAUUGAAAAAUUCCGAUUUUCCCCUCAAGAAGCCAGUGCAAUCAACAGCAUCGUGUACAUCAUCUCAGCCCCCAUGUCCCCAGUGUUUGGCCUGCUGGUGGAUAAGGUUGGCAAGAACAUCAUCUGGGUGCUGUGUGCUGUGGUCACCACGCUGGCCUCACACAUCCUGCUGGCCUUCACCUUCUGGAACCCCUGGAUAGCCAUGGUAACUCACAACUAAACAGAAAUUAAAUACUGA